Molecule: messenger RNA, 947 nt
Organism: Chinchilla lanigera (long-tailed chinchilla)
Lineage: Eukaryota; Metazoa; Chordata; Mammalia; Rodentia; Chinchillidae
Gene: Snrpn
Product: small nuclear ribonucleoprotein polypeptide N
Exons: 7
Coding region: 88-810 (240 amino acids)
Biological process (GO): mRNA splicing, via spliceosome
Cellular component (GO): U4 snRNP; U4/U6 x U5 tri-snRNP complex; U2-type prespliceosome
Molecular function (GO): RNA binding
Source: RefSeq, a predicted model, not a curated record
AACCGCAUCAUACCUUUAUAGCUGUCCCCUACGUAUUAAACUUCCUGAAAUUUUAUCUUUGACACUGGAUUUGGUGAUAUAGCAAUCAUGACGGUGGGCAAGAGCAGCAAGAUGCUGCAGCACAUUGACUAUCGAAUGCGAUGCAUCCUGCAGGACGGCCGCAUCUUCAUUGGCACCUUCAAGGCCUUUGACAAGCAUAUGAAUUUGAUCCUCUGUGACUGUGAUGAGUUCAGGAAGAUCAAGCCAAAGAAUGCUAAACAGCCAGAGCGUGAGGAGAAGCGGGUUUUGGGUCUGGUCUUGCUCCGUGGGGAGAACUUGGUGUCCAUGACUGUGGAAGGGCCACCCCCUAAAGAUACUGGCAUUGCUCGGGUACCACUUGCUGGAGCUGCAGGAGGUCCUGGGGUUGGGAGGGCAGCUGGCAGAGGUGUACCAGCUGGUGUACCAAUUCCGCAGGCUCCUGCUGGAUUAGCAGGCCCUGUCCGAGGAGUAGGGGGUCCAUCGCAACAGGUAAUGACUCCACAGGGAAGAGGUACUGUGGCAGCUGCUGCUGUGGCUGCAACUGCCAGCAUUGCUGGAGCUCCCACCCAGUACCCACCGGGAAGGGGGACUCCACCCCCUCCUGUAGGCAGAGCAACGCCACCUCCAGGCAUUAUGGCUCCACCACCUGGUAUGAGACCACCCAUGGGUCCACCAAUUGGGCUUCCUCCUGCUCGAGGGACACCAAUAGGCAUGCCCCCUCCUGGAAUGAGACCCCCACCACCAGGAAUUAGAGGUCCACCUCCCCCAGGAAUGCGUCCACCAAGACCCUAAAUAAUGUUGGUCCAUAAGUUACCUUUUUUCCCCCACAGUGCAUCUUGUGAAAUUGUGUAGAUUGUUUAUGAGCUUUUUGUCCCUCUUUCUGCAUUAAUAACAGCUAAAAAUAAAUGCAUAGAGCAACUAAACUGUGA